UGCAUAACGUGUGUACACUCAUACACACCUCAGCCACAUUCACUGUCAACUCACCACACCUACCCUUCUCUCUGUUCCAGUCUAAGCUGUUCAGUCAUGUCACCUGUCAAGAUGAGCAGAACAAACACAGUCUGAGCUACACAAGGCAGACUCCUGGCAAAGAAACAACGCAAGGAUAGAUCAGAAAUCAGCAGUGAUAUUGAGCAGCCUAGUCAACAUGGGGUCUAUGCAGAGCAAGGAUAAGUGGCACUGUACCAGAUACAUUAAUGGACAGGGACCACCAUCCCUUAAAGACCAAGCUGAACAAGGCCUGAAUAAGAGUUCUGAGAGGACUCAGCCAGCUGGACAAAUGACAUGGGUCAUCUUACACAGGGACCUCCCCGGUUACCCUGAGGAUAACACCAUACAAAUCAACUAUGUGAUCAGAGAUGGAAUCCAGUCGGAUAAGGAUCCCAACCCAGGUCAGACAUUUACAGGUGUCAGGAUAUUGGCCUAUCUACCUGACAACAAAGAGGGGAGAAAGGUGCUUAGAUUGCUGGACAAAGCCUUUAACCAGAAACUGGUCUUCAAAGUGGUGACUAAUGAAAUUGGAGAAGAUAAGGCCACUUUGGCAGAUAUCCCCCAUAAAACUCAACCGGAUGGAGGAAGCAAGAGUGACAGCUAUCCAGAUCCUGACUACCUAAAAACAACCAGGAGGAUACUGAAAGAAAAAGGCAUAGAGUGAGAAGAGAAGAAAAAGAAGAGAAGACACAAAUACAGUUAGGCACAGCCAGGCAAGAAAGAAAUACAACCAAAAACAAAACAUGCAGACAGAAACCAAACACAGACAUACAUUGUCUUAGGUGCUAAAUUGUUAGUUUCCGGUAAAGCUAUAGAAGCUAGUGAACACUUCAGUAGACUUAUUAAUCAAUAUGUUAUAUAAGUAUUUUUGGGGAAUUAAUGUUUGUAUUUUCAAAGUGUGGUGUGUGCUUGAACAUUAUGUUUAACAAGUAUUAACCACAUGUUGCACGUAUAGUACUGUGUUUUCUGCUGUGCCAAUCUACUCAUACUUUACUGCAAUGUAUAAAUAAUGUAAAUUAGAUGAAAUAGCUGGACACACGAGUCUUCAAAUAAUAUAAAUCAGCAAUAUCCCGAUAAGCAACAUUAUCAAUGUCAGAGAAUCUAAUUGAUGUGAGAAUUCUCUUUCACUAAAACGUACAAAAACGGUUGAUUUUUUUUCGUAGUUUGUCCACUCCCUCUUGUGGUCCAUAGAGGAAAUAUGGAAUAUAUUUUCUUGGGGAGGAUUUUUUGAGUUGUGAAAUGUAAGUGUAAGAAGAUAGGAGGGGUGUUGAUGACCCAGACCACAUCAAUCUUCAGCCUCUCCAGACCUCUUUUAAUGAAGCAGGCCUGUAUCAGCCUUUCCUCUAAAAAGGGGUUCAGGUCUAAUUGUCCCCUGAAUUAAUAAGCUUAAUGAAAUGGCCUCCUUAGCUCAUUUAUCAGCUGCUAAUGAAGGAAAUGCACACCGUUUAGUGGAAAGAGAGAAAUUAAGUGUAAGAAUUGUAGAGAGAUUAGAGAGAAAUGGGAAGAAAGGAGGGUGAGGAAAUGAUCGAGAAAUUGAAGGAGAGAUUGAAGUCUCCUAAAGAGAAAGGAAUCAAGAAUGCUGCUGAGAAAAUGUUCCUUGUGCCCAAUAGCGCUUGAAGGCUUAGCCCCAACUGGUGCUUAUUAUAUGUCAAUGAUUCAUGGUCAUACUUUUUAGCCUUUACUGAUUGAUUGGGGACAAAAAUAGUGUCAGAUCAAUAUAACAUUGCUAAUUCAGGGUCAGGACACCAAAAGCAAGCUUGUGUAGAUGAAAACAAAUAGUUUUUGUCCUCAGAAAUAUCACAUAAUAAAGACAAAGUUGAGUCUAUCUCCAGAAAUGGGCCACUAAAUGUGCAAUUAUGAAUCUGAGUUUUUUAAAGAAUGCUGAGUUUAUCUAUGAAAGGGAUUUCCACAGUCAGUGGGUUCUUAUACCUAAGUGUGUGGUAACAAAUGCCAAUAUCAUAUAUGUGUUAUUUGUAUGUUUGUGUUGAAGUGUUUGGUUUUAAAAGUACAUUUGUCAUGUGUAUGUCUGUGAGACAGAUUUGAUAGUCGUCUUUCUGGCUGUGGCAUUGUGCCUUGACAGUUGGAACAAAUGAGUGUUCGCCGACCGUCCAGGAGAAAGUGGUUUUAGAGCACCCCUGGAUAACAGAGGCCUCCCUAAUGGGAGCCACCAAUGCGAUUAAACGUUAUUGUGUGUAUCAAGCCCCAGCUGUAAUUCAGUUUGAAGAGAACAGAAGGACUGUCAUCACCCUGGGAAAGUUCACACUCGGCAAUCUGGACCCAUAUCAGGGCAGCAGGAAGGUAAAGGCACAAAAACAAAUAAGAACAAUAACUGUCUCAUUAUCUCAGGGAGAAAAGGGACAUGGUCCAGGCAAGUGUUGUGCAGGUUGGGAAACUGAGUAUCAUUUGUGUUGCUCUGGUACUCAUAGUACUAAAAUAGCUAAAUAUAUUUUUAUAUUUUAUAUUUUUUUUAUUAUUAUUUAUUCGACUCUUGCAAAGUAGUACCCUGCAUAAACUUGGCAGAUGAACUCUUUCCAGAAACGCAUGCUAUGUUAAACACUUUAAUCAUCCCACUUAUCAUUAUGAACAUUGGCUAACGUCAAUGUUAGAUAAUAUCCAGCGAUGUUGAAGUUGUUUGGGAUGUAAAGUCGAAAUUACCUCAUCAUUACCUAGACACAGUAGACUACAUACCUUCACCGACACUCGUGAAGCAUCACGAGACUGAACUGUGAGCAUGAAAUUUUAUCACUUAGUACUAUUUUCAUAAUCAAGCCUGGGGUGUUUUCCAGAAAGCAAAUUUAACAUUUAUCAACUUGGAAUAUGUCCAAGCCAGGGGCGGUUACACACGGGGGCCUACAGGGGCCAGUGCCCCAGUAAACAUUUCCCUGGCCCCCCCUGUGGCUCCCCUGAGCUGACUUUUUUUGUACACGUUUUUCUUCUUCUAGUAGUCAUCAUGAAACGAGGAAGGGACAUUGCAGCCUUUUUAGCCCCAGUAAAAAUAAAAGUUUGAAAAACAUAUCAAGGUAUUGAUAGAGCUGAGGAACUGGAAGAGGGAGUGCCAGAGCCAUUUGUAUGAUUUUAAUGUAAAGCAAAAUUAAAGUAUUUAAUGUUUAAAUAUAA
Hypomesus transpacificus is the source of this 3177-nucleotide messenger RNA. RefSeq names its product deltex E3 ubiquitin ligase 3L1 (gene dtx3la). Gene Ontology annotation, biological process: Notch signaling pathway; protein ubiquitination. Bases 218 to 724 code for a protein of 168 amino acids. The record is from RefSeq and is a predicted model, not a curated record. The transcript is spliced from 5 exons. Lineage: Eukaryota; Metazoa; Chordata; Actinopteri; Osmeriformes; Osmeridae.